ACUACGAUCAUGGCAUCAGCGUCUGAUGCACAACCAAGGUAUACAUAUACACCGUUUCCACAAACGACAACAGCUCACCCUUUACGACCUUACUAUGUUCCUCAAAAUACGGAUCGCUAUUAUACACCGCUUAGUAAUGUCACAAGCAACCAGGAAGAUCGUAGUCAUAAGCUAAUGAACAAAGAAUCCCAAGGCCUUAUCAAAGAAUUACUUAGUUUAGGCUUACUUAAAUAUAUUAGUACGGCGAUCUCAAAUCCUUUUGAGGUCGCAAAAACCCUGUUGCAAGUUCAAUAUUUACCUAAUGAAGACGUUGUACCAGUUACCGCUGCGAGCGAUAAUGCUGCUUUGGAUUCGGACGACGAAGCAUCAGAUGACGAAGGCAUUUAUAGCUCUUCACGCAAAACUCUUGAUUCAAAUUCACCAGGUUUUCGCCAACCUAAAAGCGCAGAUAUACAUGGUUACAUCGAUACCAAUAUUUAUGAUGAAUCAACGCGUCCAGCUUACAUGGUUCCCCCGCUAGAGCAUGGUGUAUGGGAAACUGUAAAAUCAUUAAAGGGGCAUUCAACGGAAGGAUGGAAGUCAUUGUGGAAAGGACAAUUCACAAAUUGGUUAUAUGAAAUGGGUCAUGUUUUUCUUCAACCAACUCUCGAAGGUGCAUUAAAUGACGCGUUUGACUUAUAUGAUGAUACUAUUCCUUUGAUUUAUCUGGAUCGUGUUGGCCCCAAUAUUGCUACUUUAAUAGUUAGCCAUGUUGUAACUGGUGUUAUUUUGAGUCCUUUAGAGGUGGCAAGAACAAGAGCUCAAAAAGUACUGAUAUUUGUAUUUGGUACAUUGGUUUCCUACUUUAGACUUGUCGCUCAAACUGCGUCACCCCUUCAUAAAAAAUACACUGGUACUUUUGACUGCUUACGUCAAAUGAUUAAAGAAGAGGGAUUCACAUCUUUGUAUUGGUCACAUAAUCUUAUCCCUUCAAUUGUGUAUCACACAGUUUGCCCUCUGUUAGAAUGUACUGUGCCAUUGAUUAUUGAUCGUGUCUUUCAUAUUAACGCAGCCGAUUCACCUAUAUUAUAUGGACUUGCUCAAUUGGGCUUAAAUACACUUCAACUUCUUAUUACGCUCCCAAUUGAGACAAUUCGUAAAAGAUUACAUUGUCAAAUUGUCUCUCGUACUCCGGGAAAAUCGUUUGAAACUGUUGUUCAAGCUCGUAAAGCACCUUAUGUAAGUAUGAUAGAUGCUAUUUACAGGAUUAUAGUUGAAGAGGGUAUUAGUCAAACGUUUAUACCCAGGCAUGAAAAUCAUAGAAGACGCUCAGUACGUAGGCAACGCAGUUGGUUGGAUAAUUAUGGCGUGAGAAGAUUGUAUCAUGGAUUUUAUUUACAUUUCACAAACAAUGUAAUUCAAUUCUUUUUUCAAAUUAUGAAUGGUGUCGAAGAUGAUUUUAAAGAUUUUUGA
Molecule: messenger RNA, 1452 nt
Organism: Dentiscutata erythropus
Lineage: Eukaryota; Fungi; Glomeromycota; Glomeromycetes; Diversisporales; Gigasporaceae
Source: the annotation of a GenBank genome assembly